Hypomesus transpacificus is the source of this 1699-nucleotide messenger RNA. It is a transcript of the gene usp30, whose product is annotated as ubiquitin specific peptidase 30. The transcript has 13 exons. The coding region runs from base 33 to 1601 and encodes 522 amino acids. Gene Ontology annotation, molecular function: cysteine-type deubiquitinase activity; cysteine-type endopeptidase activity. Gene Ontology annotation, cellular component: nucleus; cytosol. The record is from RefSeq and is a predicted model, not a curated record. Gene Ontology annotation, biological process: protein deubiquitination. Lineage: Eukaryota; Metazoa; Chordata; Actinopteri; Osmeriformes; Osmeridae.
AAUGGCGAGGUGUGAACAUGGUAUAACUCAGAAUGGCGUGGUGCAGGCAAGAGACAUCUGAAAAUCUUAUCCGGGAGUUUCUGAGGUCUGGGUCCACUGUCAGAAACAAGAUGAUGAAAAACUGGGGAGUCAUCGGCGGGAUUGCGGCGGCCAUGGCAGCCGGUGUUUAUGUUUUAUGGGGACCAAUAACAGAUGGCAAGAGGAGGAAGAGGGGUAUGGUGCCUGGCUUGCUGAACCUGGGAAACACCUGCUUCCUGAACUCACUGCUCCAGGGCUUGGCAGCCUGCCCCUCCUUCAUCAAAUGGCUGGAGAAGAGUACGCACCGGAGAGGAGGAUCGGAGGGAGAGCCGGCGAAGGACCACCAGCUGUCCAGCACCCUCCUGGAACUCCUCACAGCUCUGUCGAGCGACGGCCCCGCGGAGGAGGACCUGCUGGACGCCGGCUGCCUCCUGGAUGUUCUCAGGCUGUACCGCUGGCACAUCGCCUCCUUCGAGGAGCAGGACGCCCACGAACUCUUCCACGUGCUCACGUCCUCCCUGGAGGAGGAGCGAGACCGACAACCUAAAGUAGCCCCCCUCUUCGACAUGCAGUCCCUUGAGAGCGUGCCAGAUGUGGAACAGACUCUGCACUGUAGAAGUCGAGGUCCUCUACACCCUAUACCGAACCCUUGGAAAUCUCAGCUUCCCUUCCAUGGCCGGCUUACCAGCAACAUGGCAUGCAAGCGCUGUGAACAGCAGAGUCCAGUGAGAUAUGACUCGUUUGAUAGUCUCUCUCUAUCGAUUCCUUCGCCUCAGUGGGGAAGGCCCGUUUCCCUGGAUCACUGUCUCCAGCACUUUAUCUCCUCAGAGACCAUUAAAGAGGUGGAGUGUGAAAACUGCACUAAGCUUCAGCAUGGGGCCUCAGGGAACAGGCAAGUUCUGGUUAGCCAGAGGACCACGUUCAUCAAACAGCUCAAACUGGGAAAGCUUCCCCAGUGUCUCUGCAUCCACCUGCAGAGACUCACCUGGUCGAACGAAGGGACGCCCAUCAAGAGACAGGAGCACGUGCAGUUUACAGAGUACCUGUCCAUGGACCGCUACAAACACCGCUCCAGCAUGCCGAGGCAGCAGCCCAGCCACAGUUACCCCAGGACCAGCCAGGCAGAAGACUCGGGGAAGGCCGUGGAGAAGGACCUCACUGCUGGUGCGGAGCACCUCAACAACAACAAGCCCCUGUCCAAUGGAACUUCCUUCCUUCGCUCACCUGGUCUGAACCCACAACUCAACUUUACCUACGACUACAGUGGCAUACCACACCCUUACCUCCCCAGCGCUUCGGAGUACCUGUUCCAGCUGAUGGCUGUGCUGGUCCACCAUGGUGACAUGCACUCGGGACACUUUGUCACGUACCGCCGCUGCCCACCCCCGGCCUGCCGCUGCCCCCCCACAGCCCGCUGCCCCCCCACAGCCCGCUGCCCCUCCCCCGUCAGCUCCCAGUGGCUCUGGGUGUCAGAUGACUCGGUCCGCAAGGCCAGCCUGCAGGAGGCACUGUCCUCCAACGCCUACCUCCUCUUUUAUGAGCGCGUGCGGCUUCUCGGCCCAGUCAGGCGGUCGGAGGAGUAGGCCCCAAAACCUGGACAUUCUCUUACUCAUACUACCCCAGAUUGGUCACUUUCUUACCCAUACCACCAAAGCCAUGUGUGCCACAGAACACGGUUCCC